This is a messenger RNA of Salvelinus namaycush (lake trout), 612 nucleotides long. RefSeq names its product ubiquitin-like modifier-activating enzyme 1. Bases 16 to 597 code for a protein of 193 amino acids. The record is from RefSeq and is a predicted model, not a curated record. Gene Ontology annotation, molecular function: ubiquitin-like modifier activating enzyme activity. NCBI's taxonomy places the organism in Eukaryota, Metazoa, Chordata, Actinopteri, Salmoniformes, Salmonidae. The transcript is spliced from 3 exons.
CAGCUCCCAUCUGAAAUGACCCUACUACAUAUCUCAUUGGCCACCCACCCUGUCUGUAAACCAAUCAACACUGUCUGUGUAGGCCUAACCUUCGUCUGUGUCUGUCGUCUGUGUCUGUCGUCUGUCGUCUGUGUCUGUCGUCUGUGUCUGUCGUCUGUGUCUGUCUGCGUGUGUGUAGAUGACAACAGGCUGGAGGAACUGAAGACUCUGCUGCCUGGACUGGAAGCUUCUUCUCACUUUAAACUCACUGCCAUCGACUUUGAGAAGGAUGAUGACUCUAAUUUCCACAUGGACUUCAUCGUGGCGGCGUCCAACCUACGAGCAGAGAACUAUCACAUUCCCCCUGCCGACAGACACAAGAGUAAGCUGAUAGCUGGGAAGAUCAUUCCUGCGAUAGCGACCACCACGUCGGCGGUCGUAGGUCUGGUCUGUCUGGAGCUCAUCAAGAUCGUUCAGGGACACAAGAAGGUGGAUUCGUUUAAGAACGGCUUCAUGAACCUGGCGCUGCCCUUCUUCGGCUUCUCAGAACCCGUCGCUGCUCCCAGCCACAAGGUACAGGGGAGGCCUUCCCACCCCGUCACCCUGAACAAGACGUAGUGAUACUUAAUCAGU